AUGGAUAUUCAAUCAGAUUCAAUCCAACCAUCAGAACAAUUAACCAAGGACCAAACAGAAGAAGAACAACAAAAUACUUCAAUAGCUGCCACAAUAUUACAAAUGGCUGCAAAUAAUGUUUUCAAUUUAGCAAUGCCUUCAAUGGAAAAUUUAACAAAUUCAAUGAUUAAUCCCGUAUUUUUGGCUAUGCUUUCAGCAUUAAAUAAUUCUGAUAACAAUAUUUCUCUUCCUUCUUUUAUUCAAAAUAAUGAGGAAGAAGAAACUAAUUUAUUGUCCUCACUAAACAUUCCUACAGUAAAUGAAACAGAAAAUUGUGCAACAACCUCUUCCCCUACAAAAAUUGAAGAAACCAACAAAGAUAACGACAAAAAAAGCCCUAGCAAUUCACCCAAACAAGAUUUACAAAUUUUCAAUAAUUCGAGUUCAAAUUCUCCUAAACUUGACUUUUCUUGUUUAUCUGAACAAUUUCAAAACCAACAACAAGAACAACCAUCAGCAUCUACUUCAUUUUUUUGUUCGCCUCAAUUACAAUUUCUUCAAUUAUUCCAAGCAAACCAACUUUCCCUCCAAAAUGAUCUAAACAACCCCGAAAUUUCAGAAGCCCCUAUAAUUGAAGAAAAUCAACAAAUUAAUUUAAAUUCGAAAAAGAGAACAGCCGGAAUUGAUCCCAAUUUUUGUGGAACAAAGCGAAGAAGGACUAGAACAAACUUUUCGAAUUGGCAAUUAAAUGAGUUAGAAAAUGCUUUUGAAUCUGGACAUUAUCCUGAUGUAUUUAUGCGUGAGGCAUUAGCCCUUCGUUUGGAUUUGCUCGAAUCAAGAGUUCAAGUCAGUUAUUUUAAAUUUAAUUAA
This is a messenger RNA of Meloidogyne enterolobii, 849 nucleotides long. The record is from the annotation of a GenBank genome assembly. NCBI's taxonomy places the organism in Eukaryota, Metazoa, Nematoda, Chromadorea, Rhabditida, Meloidogynidae.